Messenger RNA from Branchiostoma belcheri (Belcher's lancelet), 3700 nucleotides. RefSeq lists its product as uncharacterized. The transcript has a single exon. The record is from RefSeq and is a predicted model, not a curated record. The coding region runs from base 853 to 2403 and encodes 516 amino acids. Lineage: Eukaryota; Metazoa; Chordata; Leptocardii; Amphioxiformes; Branchiostomatidae.
UGCACAAGCAUAUACUAGGAAGGGAAAUGAUAUCAUUUCCUGGCUGCCUACUAUAUCUACAUUUACUUGAAAAGUAUAGUUGGAAGAAAGUGGGGGCUUAGUCGACUGGGGAAUAGUCAAUCUAUUGCCCAGGGUUGUGAUGGAACAUUUUGACUUGAAAUAGGUACACAGGGAAGACCCGAGAGAACAACCCUCUGAAGCCAGUGUGUUCAAUAUAUCGGCUCAAGCCUGAUAUUGGCUAUACGGAUACGAGUACAGAUACCGAUAUAAAGAUUAGCAGGCCGUACAUGUAUUUGUACAUGAUUCAUCCAGGUGGAAUGAUGUGAGGCCAUGCUAUCAUUCAGCUAAACUGCCCCUGCAUUAUCACCCGCUGGCGCAGAAUUCCUGCCCAUUAUGUCUCCUGCCCCCAGGGAACACCUCACACACAGCACAUUUUCUCACGCACUCUCCCCAAGCAGCGACCUGCCGGAGUAGAAAGUCUUGUUUUCGGUGACCUUUCCUUUCAACUCGUGUCAGCAGCAAAUGGGAACCAUUUUUUCUGCCGAUCUUCACAUCAUUCGUAAUUAUUCUAACUUAUAUGACGGGUAUCGUUGAGCACUCGGACUCUUCCCCGUGAGACGAUAGGUACACAUUCUGAAAGAUUUGUGUUGUGGGCGGGACGACUAUAGAUUGUGAUGUCUAAAUCAUUGCCGUAUUGAUUUGCAGCCAACAUGGCGAGACUCGAUAGGACUACCAUCAGUAAAUGUCCCUGAGGGACGUAUCCAAAGGACGGGCUACAAACGGCUAGUGUAUAUUUCGGGUUGUUUUCGUGACAUUUGAUUUGUUGACGGAUUUGAAGUAUCCACGUCGCACAUGCAUGUUUCUUUGGACAGCCCAAAUAUUGAUCGCCUUAACAGGAAUAUGGCGGAUAACGUAUCGGCUCGGCCGUCUCUGAUAAGAAAGUCCCGGAGUUUCAGAUCCUUUCCCAACCUUCUGCAACCUAUAGCUGACAAGAAGAGGUCCAGUCUACGGUCCACUGAUCGAGUUCUCGUCGCCAGGGUACCAAAAGCUAAAGACGCAAACGUCGAAACACGGAAGCAGGCGACUCCAAGUGUCACAGUACUAGGUAAACCACCUCAGUCCUCACCAGAUAGACAGAAAGGCAAAACAGAUAGAACUCAACACCAGUCACCUAGGACACCGCCACCAAAGGAGGAAGACGUCUCAUCAAGGUACAAGCACCUCGGCCUUACAGAUGUUGUCGCUGAUGUUGACAACGACGACGCACGCGACAAUAAUUCAAGUAAAGAAGGUAGACGGUUGAGCACGUUUCUUUAUGAUGAAGAUGGGAUCGCAGUUCCUCGAGAUUUAGCUCAGGCGAAAGAAGACAGUAUAAGAAGAAAGAAGGGCAAGUCUAAUAUUGUCUACUAUGAGGAUCCCACUCGUAUUACAGUACACAAUGACACAGCUACAGAUGGCCUUGGCAAUCGAUAUGAAGGACAAAGAAAACCCCGGAAAGAGAAUGACGAACAUUUUGAGGUCCAUGUGACGGAGGAAACCUUGGUGAGUGGACACAUCGAUGACCACAUUGUCGUUGUAGACUUUCCCGACGACGUCCCCAUCAAUAGCGCAAUCUUUCCACCUGGGAUUUAUCCAAAAUCUACAUCAAGUGUCAAUACCGGAAAAACUCCUCCGGAUAAAAUGUACUAUCCCCUGGUGCCCGCAUUUGAGAAGAUUGGCAAGAAAGACAGAAAAAGUCGAAGGUCAGAGAUAGUGGAAUGGCCCUCUGACGUUGACUUUUACGAUUAUGAUGAUGUUGUAUAUAUGGGGCAAAUCCCUGAGGAUGAUGUAGGCUAUGGCUCGUUGGACAGGAACACCACAGAUGUCAGAUCUGAAAAUGUGUCGCCACCUCAAGGGUUCUCUCAGGACAAGUUGAGCGUUCGUGCUACGGGCAGGAUUCAAAGCGUGGAUAGAUCUGUAGACUAUGGUAGUUAUUACCUAGAACCUAUUACUAGUGCUUACAAUCGUUCUGAUAGGGGUGUUUAUGUCACUGAGGAUGCAGAGACAACUAAGAACAGUCAGGUGGCGCGGUGGGCACAGCACGUACAGAGUUAUCAUAACAGCCAGCAGUCCCACCCGUCGCUGAACAUUGACGCAUUCAGCAGCGCGACUACAGGACUUUUCAGGUUUUCGGAAACUAACCUGGUCGAGGUGGAAUAUAACGAGUCGGUGUACGAUGACUCUGAAGGGGAGGACGCCGCAUCGACACCGCCGGCCGCCCCAAUCUUCCAUGACGAAGAGAGUACGAGCUUUGCCAAGGACGAAGAGACAGAAGUCGACCCAAGGCAUUCAAGGCAACUUGUACACGAUGAAAAUGGUCAACUUGCUGCACAUCUGACUGAACAAAAAGGACAACAUCGGUGACAAAGCCCAAUGUGGCUGCGGGGAACGUAGUACCAAAGCCCGGUGCUAUCCCAGUCCUUGUGUGAGAACAUGACAGAGUACUCGACACCAGCUGCCUUUUUGCCGUCCAAAGCUAGCAGUGCCACGAAAUUUGCUAAUGUCAAACAUAUCAGUACCAACAGUAGUACGUGUAAUGACAGCAUUGAUGUAAGACAGGCUGCAGCAACGUUAGAACAAAUGUUGCAAAGAAGGCUCAGUAAUGGCCAAGGUGCUGUCGGCAGAGACGUUGUUAGGUCGAAAAACACGAGUUACAAACCGGCCGGAUCCGACCACCCACCGACAAACAACGAACGUAAGCCGAAGACGACUGUUCCGUCGCAAGUAAAGAAUGUACCGUCAGUGGCGAGGGAUCGGUCCAGUGAAAAGGACGUCAAUCGACCACGUAUGAACUUCACUACAAAGAAAAGGGACUUAACCCCAAGUCGUAAUGGAGGCGCAAACUUCCAGAACACUGAUAAUGUGAGCAAAAGGGUGAAUAUCAGAGCACUCAACCCCUAUCAGAAAGAGACACAAAGCAAAAGUAAUGUCCACGAACACCCCGUACCUAACGGUGAUGAACAAAUGCAAGUAACAGCGCCAACAAAACCCACAAGAGUAGAGUCUUUCACCAUCCGGUCAGGGUUAGAGACAGAUGAACAUGAAAACUCCGUGUCCUCGCGCAGCGUCAACACCAUGAUUGAGAGGUUUGAAUCCCUGAAACGUCCCGGGCGUACUGAAGGUACAGCGGGCUGGCGGGCGGACGGACAGGGGAGGGACGACUCCAUGGUUCCGUCAGUCUUUAUAUAAUGUGGAACCAGGGGUCGAAGGGAGAAGAAUAUCACGUAAAAGCGUUCUAUCUAGAAACCAAGUCACAUGGGACUAAAGUGUGGAUAAAACAAUAGAUAUGCCAUUCUAGUUCCUUUUUUUCACAGAAUAUUAUCCAGACCAAGGAGGUUUUCUUCUAGACGACUUCCUCUCUGUCAAGUAUUAGAGAAGUGAGUGAUAAAUCAAGAACGGUUUUCAAAACUGAUGUAAGAUCGAACUCACUGAACGUACAUUUGUCUUUUCUCUGCCACUUAGAUCUAACAGUAGUUAAAUGCAAUUAAGAAGAUUCAUUGUGAAAAUCUUGCAAUGAUGACGAGAGCUUUCGCUCGAAUAGUCUGAAUACUCUGACGAUUUAUGACUAGAAUCUACUGAUGAUAAAGAUUGUCGAGUUUGUUGAAUUGUUGGUCUAUGUUCUAUGGUCCCGUAAAGGGGCGUUGCAAAUAAAGACAAAACG